AUUUAAAAAAUAAACAUAAUUUAAAAAUAUUAUUUUUUGGGUGUGCAGGGUUAAAUUCAUUCUUGAACCCUCGUUUGUUUCCCACCACUACUCUUCUUCUCUUUCGUUUCGCUCUCACUCCCUCUUCCUUCUUCGUCUUGCAAUCAUGUUGUUCUUCUCGUACUUCAAGGAUUUGGUGGGUAGAGAAGUCACGGUGGAGCUCAAGAACGAUUUGGCCAUCAGAGGAACCUUGCAUUCCGUUGACCAGUACCUCAACAUCAAGCUCGAAAACACUCGCGUUGUUGAUCAAGACAAGUACCCUCACAUGCUAUCUGUAAGGAAUUGCUUCAUCAGAGGGUCGGUAGUGAGAUACGUGCAGUUGCCUCCUGAAGGAGUGGACAUUGAACUAUUGCAUGAUGCCACUAGGAGAGAAGCUCGGGGUGGUUGAUUUCAUUAUUGUGUAAUGUAUUUUUAUAUGGGAAUUCGAUAGGCUGAAAUGUCAUGGAUGUUAUCUUCCCUAUCAAAGAUAGAAACUUCUUACGAAUUAUGUAACUGCUAUUGCAUUUCCCUUUAUUUCCUUGAGAAGCAUUGGCUAGUUUUAACUGUUA
Molecule: messenger RNA, 587 nt
Organism: Lotus japonicus
Lineage: Eukaryota; Viridiplantae; Streptophyta; Magnoliopsida; Fabales; Fabaceae
Product: sm-like protein LSM2
Exons: 3
Coding region: 146-427 (93 amino acids)
Biological process (GO): mRNA splicing, via spliceosome
Cellular component (GO): U4/U6 x U5 tri-snRNP complex; P-body; U6 snRNP
Molecular function (GO): RNA binding
Source: RefSeq, a predicted model, not a curated record